AUGGUGAAGAUAAGUUUAGAUAACACUGCGCUGUAUGCAGACGUUGACACAACUGCUCGAUUCGAGCCCUCUAGAACUACUGUGGCUGAUAUUUUGACUAAAGACGCCUUGGAAUUUAUCGUUUUGCUACAUAGGACUUUCAACUCAAGGCGUAAACAGCUUUUAGCUAAUAGAAGCGAUCUACAGUCUAGGAUAGAUUCUGGCGACUAUCGACUUGAUUUCUUACCGGAAACCGAACAAAUCAGAAACGAUCCGACUUGGCAGGGAGCUAUCCCUGCCCCUGGUUUGAUCAACAGAUCCAGUGAGAUCACAGGCCCACCAUUGAGGAAUAUGUUGGUGAACGCAUUGAACGCAGAAGUGACGACGUACAUGACUGAUUUCGAAGAUUCUUCAUCUCCAACUUGGGAAAACAUGAUAUAUGGUCAAGUUAAUCUUUACGAUGCUAUCAGAAAUCAAAUCGACUUCAAGACCUCAAGAAAGGAGUACAAAUUGAAGGAUGACAUUUCAAAAUUGCCUACUUUGAUCGUUAGACCUCGAGGCUGGCACAUGGUGGAGAAGCAUCUUUAUGUAGAUAAUGAGCCAAUCAGUGCAUCCGUUUUUGAUUUUGGUUUAUACUUUUAUCAUAACGCUAAAGAGUUGGUCAAGAUUGGUAAGGGCCCUUACUUUUACUUACCAAAGAUGGAACACCACAUGGAGGUUAAACUAUGGAAUGACAUAUUUUGCGUUGCCCAAGAUUUUAUCGGAAUGGCCCGCGGCACUAUUAGAGCGACUGUGCUGAUUGAAACCUUACCAGCAGCUUUCCAAAUGGAGGAGAUUAUAUAUCAAAUAAGACAACAUUCCAGUGGUUUGAAUUGUGGUCGCUGGGAUUACAUAUUUUCAACGAUCAAGAAAUUACGGAAUUUGCCCGAACACGUUUUGCCUAAUAGAGAUCUAGUGACUAUGACUUCACCCUUUAUGAAUGCUUACGUUAAAAAAUUGAUCAACACAUGUCACCGUAGAGGCGUCCAUGCGAUGGGUGGCAUGGCUGCACAAAUUCCUAUCAAGGACGAUCCAAAGGCCAAUGAGAUUGCUAUGAACAAGGUUCGUACUGAUAAGAUCAGAGAAAUGAAAAAUGGGCAUGACGGUUCAUGGGUGGCACACCCUGCAUUGGCUCCAAUCUGUAAUGAAGUCUUUAGCAAUAUGGGUACAGCAAACCAAAUAUACUUUAUUCCAGAUGUAAACGUCGCCUCAUCAGAUUUAUUAAAUACGAGUAUUCAAGACGCACAGGUUACAAUUGACGGAAUUAGAGUAAAUUUAGAUAUUGGUUUGCAAUAUAUGGAAGCUUGGUUGAGGGGAUCUGGUUGUGUCCCCAUUAAUCACCUGAUGGAAGACGCGGCUACCGCAGAAGUAUCGCGUUGUCAAUUGUACCAAUGGGUUAAACACGGUGUCACCCUAAGCGAUACUGGUGAAAAGGUGACUCCAGAGCUGACCGCCAAAAUAUUAGAUGAGGAAACUAGAAAAUUAGCUUCAACAAGUCCCUUAGGUGAGGGGAACAAGUUCUCAUUGGCAGCUAAGUAUUUUCUUCCUGAGGUCACGGGUAAAAUUUUCAGCGAUUUCUUGACCACUCUACUAUAUGAUGAAAUUAUUGAGCCAAAUGCCAAGCCAAUCGAUUUAAGUAAAUUAUAG
Saccharomyces kudriavzevii IFO 1802 is the source of this 1665-nucleotide messenger RNA. RefSeq names its product malate synthase DAL7 (gene DAL7). Gene Ontology annotation, biological process: glyoxylate cycle. Lineage: Eukaryota; Fungi; Ascomycota; Saccharomycetes; Saccharomycetales; Saccharomycetaceae. Gene Ontology annotation, molecular function: malate synthase activity. The transcript has a single exon. The record is from RefSeq and is a predicted model, not a curated record. Bases 1 to 1665 code for a protein of 554 amino acids. Gene Ontology annotation, cellular component: peroxisomal matrix; cytoplasm.